CUGACAGACCUAGAAUAUGAAAAGUUAUCAGACAAAACAUUAGAUCACUUGAGUGAAGUUUUUGAGAACAUUUUUGAUUCUGGGGACUUCUCAGACAUCGAUAAUGACAUUACAUAUAGUAAUGGUGUCCUGACAGUGAAUCUUGGGCCUAAAUUAGGCACCUAUGUUAUCAAUAAGCAGACGCCUAACAAACAAAUAUGGCUGUCAUCCCCAGUUAGCGGUCCCAAGAGAUAUGAUUACAUGAAUGGUACGUGGUUAUACAAAUAUGACAGGAUGUCUCUGAAUCAACUUCUCCAUCAGGAAUUUUCAAAAAUGUUUAAAAAGGAUUUUAAACAAUUUUUCUUUGAUUUGAAUGAUAAUUAG
Helobdella robusta is the source of this 363-nucleotide messenger RNA. RefSeq lists its product as hypothetical. Gene Ontology annotation, cellular component: mitochondrion. NCBI's taxonomy places the organism in Eukaryota, Metazoa, Annelida, Clitellata, Rhynchobdellida, Glossiphoniidae. Gene Ontology annotation, molecular function: ferrous iron binding; ferric iron binding; iron chaperone activity. Gene Ontology annotation, biological process: intracellular iron ion homeostasis; iron incorporation into metallo-sulfur cluster. The annotation marks the transcript as partial. The record is from RefSeq and is a predicted model, not a curated record. The transcript has 3 exons.